AUGCCCUCCCGACCUUCCUCGUUGCGCUCUAUCGCUGGGCCGUUGAACUCGAACCCGCCUAAUGCGCAGACACCAACGGGGCCGACCCACGACCACGCCCCAGCCCAUCCCAGCGGUCUCCGACAGAGCUACACUGUCUCGUCAUCAUACAGCUCGACCUCGGACUUUGAGCGCGACGGCGAUGAGGAUAGCGGCGCUGGGCCCAGUAAUGACAAUACUGUCCGCUCAGUUACUCCGAACGAGAGAACUGGCCUCCUCUCCCAAGAGCGCGGCCACGGCACCUUUAUCGAUGCCCGAACCGUGAGCCCCAGCAAUGCUAGUCACGCCGACUCGCUUCCCGGCUUCCCGUUUGACGCACCCACCGACACCGAUCUCGAUUUCUCCCCCUACAACUCCGAGUCGCCCAACGGCGAAGGGCCAGCAUUAGGAAAACCCAAACACAAGCGAAAGAGCUGGAAGCGCCAGAUCUCCUCUCACAUCACCACCCAGAAAAUGCACACCUCGAGAGAUCUUGCCCGUCGUCAUGGUGUUAAGGACACCCCCGGCAUGUACCUCUCUUAUUACCUCCCUGUCCUUGUCUGGGCUCGUGAAUACAGCUGGUCCUACUUCAAAGGCGACUUCAUUGCCGCCCUGACAGUCGCAGGGAUGUAUGUCCCCAUGGCCCUCUCCCUGGCCGAUAACCUUGCACACGUCCCUGCUAUCAACGGCCUAUACUCUUUCGUCUGGAAUCCGCUCAUAUACGCGCUAUUGGGGUCAUGUCCCGCUCUAAUUGUUGGCCCCGAAGCAGCUGGCAGUCUCUUGGUGGGCGCGGCGGUGAAAUCUAGUGUCGACCUGGGAAGAGGAGGAGACGAAGACAGGGUGCUUCAUGCCAAGAUCUGUGGAAUCGUUGCUGGCAUGGCCGGGGCGAUGGUCUUCGCUGCUGGAGUGGCGAGAUUGGGCUUCUUGGAUAGUGUCUUGUCUAGGCCGUUCUUGAGAGGGUUUAUCUCUGCAAUUGGUGUAGUCAUUGCUGUUGAUCAGCUCAUUCCGGAGCUCGGCUUGAACCAUCUUGUCGCGAAGCACCCCGGCAUCGGACACGGGAGCUCGGUGGAGAAGCUGCGGUUCAUCCUUGGAAACUUGGAUAAGGUACAUAAACUGACAGCGGUGGUGGCCGGUACGAGCUUUGUGGUGAUCAUGGUUUGCAGGGAGAUCAAGAGGCGGAUGCAGCCAAGGUACCCGGGAGUUGCAUACGUGCCGGAUCGUUUCUUGGUCGUGGUUCUGACAUCCUUCUUGGCGUAUUGGUUCCAGUGGGAUAAAAAGGGCGUUGCGGUGUUGGGGACAGUGGAGGCGGCGAGUCAUCAGACCUUCAAGUUCAGAUGGCCAUUCCAGCCUAGCAAUAUGCAACUCAUAAGGGACUCGAUGGGCACGUCGUUCCUGAUUGCUCUGCUCGGGUUCUUUGAGAGUUCGGUCGCGGCCAAGAGUCUCUCAAGCAGCGAGCCGUUUGCUGGGAUUCAGCUGAGCGCAAACAGGGAACUGGUGGCUCUGGGCGUGGCAAACUUUGUUGGCGGAUGCUUCAUGAGCUUACCUGCCUUUGGAGGGUAUGGGAGGAGCAAGGUCAACAAGGCUACUGGUGGAAAGACGCCUAUGAGCUCGAUCCUCCUCAGCCUCUUGACCUUGUUCACCAUCUUGUUCCUCCUUCCCUAUCUUUACUAUCUUCCGAAACCCGUCCUCUCGGCCCUUAUCAGCGUCGUAGCCUGGUCUCUCAUCGAAGAAUGCCCGCAUGAUAUCACUUUUUUCCUGCGCCUGCGCGCCUGGCCCGAGCUCGCCCUCAUGACCAUCAUCCUUCUCUCCACCAUUUUCUUCUCUUUGACUCUCGGCAUGGCCAUCGGUGUCGGUAUCUCUUUGCUGCAGGUCAUUCGCAACGCCACCCGCCCGCGGAUCCAGAUCCUGGGGCGCAUUCCCGGCACCAACCGGUUCGAGAACGCAGAGUUCUUCACUGACUCCCCCGACCGCUUGGAAUUCAUUGAGGGAUGUCUGAUUGUGAAAAUUCCCGAGCCCUUGACGUUUGCCAACACCGGCGAACUCAAGUCAAGGCUGAGAAGACUGGAGCGCUACGGAACAAACGAGGCCCAUCCCGCCCUGCCCCGAUUGAGGCAGGAAGACAGUAACAAAAACAUCAUUUUUGAUGUUCACGGAGUGACAAGCAUGGAUGGGAGCGGGACGCAGGUGCUGGAGGAGAUUGUCAGGGGCUAUAGAGAAAGGGGCGUGAGGGUCUUCUUUAGUCGAGUCCCCGGAGGCAAGGACAGUGAGGUGUGGAAGAUGAUGAAGAGGAGCGGGAUUGUGGACUUGGUCGGAGGUGAAGGACACUUUGUAAGCGAUGUUGGAGAAGCGUUGAAGAUGACGGAGGUGGAACAGGAGGAGUAAUGGGCGUAGAAUCAGCGAUUGUUCUCUUUUGUUUUGGGUAUUUUGAAAAAAACGUGUGUCAU
Molecule: messenger RNA, 2462 nt
Organism: Neurospora tetrasperma FGSC 2508
Lineage: Eukaryota; Fungi; Ascomycota; Sordariomycetes; Sordariales; Sordariaceae
Exons: 2
Coding region: 1-2400 (799 amino acids)
Biological process (GO): transmembrane transport
Cellular component (GO): membrane
Molecular function (GO): sulfate transmembrane transporter activity
Source: RefSeq, a predicted model, not a curated record